AUGUCUAGCACCGCCGCGCUCACCCAGGUCAUGCGUCGCGCUGCAAAGGCGCUGCCGCCCAUCAACUCGGCCGAAUUUGCCAAAUCGUUCGACUGGCUGGGUCAAUACCAGGUGGUCCUGCUGGGGGAUGCCAGCCACGGCACUUCGGAGUUCUAUGCUGCGCGGGCAGAAAUCACAAAGCGCCUCAUCACGGAGCACGGAGUCAAAUGUCUGGCGCUCGAGGCGGAUUGGCCCGAUGCCGAGGCGAUUGAUCAGUACGUCCGACGGUGGCCAGGCCAGCGUCCUGAUCCGGUGCAGACACCACCAUCCCAAGAGAGCCCGUUUCAGCGCUUCCCCACGUGGAUGUGGAGGAACCGGGAAAUGCAGGAUCUGGUCCAUUGGAUGAGAGAUUAUAACGACGGAUUGCCCGCAGAGGACAAGACGGGCGUGUAUGGAUUGGAUCUAUACUCGAUGGGCUCUAGCAUGAGCUCAGUGAUCCAGUACUUACAGAAUAUCGAUCCAGAAAUGGCCAACGAGGCAAGAGAACGAUAUGCGGGACUGCAGCGCUGGGUCAACAGAGAACACCAAUACGGCCGCAAGAUGCUCCAAGGCAAAUACGUGGAGAAUCUUAAGACUUGUGAGGAAGAUGUCAUCAAGAUGCUCCUGGAGUUGCUGCGCAAGAGGCUCGAGUACUCGGCCAAAAUCAACGACGGUGAAAGAUUCCACAGCGCCGAGCAGAAUGCCGUGUUGGUGGUGGAUGCCGAGGAGUACUAUCGUAAGAUGUACUACAGUGAUGUGGUCAGCUGGAAUCUGAGGGACUUGCACAUGUUCGACACAUUGAAGCGCCUCCUUGACUUCCGGAAAUCCAAGGCUGUGGUAUGGGCUCACAAUAGCCACUUGGGCGACGCACGAUAUACCGAGAUGGGCACGCAGCGGGGAGAACUCAAUCUCGGCCAGCUCUGCCGCGAGAAUCUAGCCGAUGUCGUCCUUGUAGGUUGCGGCACACAUGACGGCACGGUAGCUGCUGCACAUGAGUGGGAUGAUGACAUGCAAAUCAUGAAAGUCAAUCCGUCGCGCGAGGACAGUUGGGAGUAUGUGGCCCACAGCACCAAUAUUCCAAGAUUUGUUCUCGAUAUGCGAAAAGCGCACUGUGACGAAGAUACGCGCAGAGCACUGUCCGCUAAUCGGCUCGAGCGAUUCAUCGGUGUCAUCUACCGGCCAAAGACGGAGUUGUGGAGCCAUUACAGUCGCUCCCGGUUGUCCAAACAGUUUGACGCAUAUGUGUUCUUCGACAGGACGCAGGCGGUGGGAGCGCUGGAGAAGACGCAGCCCAAGACGUCACUGCUCGAGGCCGAAACAUAUCCGUUUGGUUUGUGA
Fonsecaea nubica is the source of this 1356-nucleotide messenger RNA. RefSeq lists its product as hypothetical. Bases 1 to 1356 code for a protein of 451 amino acids. The record is from RefSeq and is a predicted model, not a curated record. The transcript has a single exon. Lineage: Eukaryota; Fungi; Ascomycota; Eurotiomycetes; Chaetothyriales; Herpotrichiellaceae. Gene Ontology annotation, biological process: response to antibiotic.